This is a messenger RNA of Metarhizium album ARSEF 1941, 1431 nucleotides long. RefSeq names its product Aldehyde dehydrogenase domain protein. The transcript has 2 exons. The record is from RefSeq and is a predicted model, not a curated record. Bases 1 to 1431 code for a protein of 476 amino acids. NCBI's taxonomy places the organism in Eukaryota, Fungi, Ascomycota, Sordariomycetes, Hypocreales, Clavicipitaceae. Gene Ontology annotation, molecular function: succinate-semialdehyde dehydrogenase (NAD+) activity.
AUGGCGACAACUGAUGUGUUGCCACUGGCCAUCAACGGCCAGGACUACUACCCGGACAAGACAUUCGACGUCAAAUCCCCAAAGACGCAUCACGUCCUUCACAGAUGCGGUAGUGCUUCCGUAGCCGACGCCGCAAGGGCUGUCGAUGCCGCCGCCGAGGCCCUCAAGUCGUGGCGCAAAACGACACCUCAGGAGCGACAAGAGGUUUUUCUCAAAGCUGCCGCCAUCAUGGAGAGCCGUCGCGACCAACUCAUCGAAUACAUGGCUGACGAGACUGGGGCUGCGCCGCCUUGGGUCAAGUUCAACAUCGAUACCACGAUUUCCCUCCUAAAGGACGUUGGCGGCCGCAUCCCAACCGUCGAAGGCUCAUUUCCACCAACAAUGGAGCGCAACAGAAGUGCCAUCGUCAUGCGCGAGCCUUUUGGUGUCGUCUUGGCCAUUGCGCCAUGGAAUGCUCCGUAUAUCCUCGGUACCAGGUCGGUCGCCUUCCCAAUCGCUGCGGGAAACACCGUCGUCUUCAAGCCAUCCGAGCUAGCCCCCAAGACCAUGCGGGCGAUUGUCGACGUGUUUCACAAAGCCGGGCUUCCAAACGGCGUGUUGAACAUGAUUGUUCACGACGUCGCCGACGCUCCAGCCGUUACGUCCUCCUUGAUAGCCAAUCCGCACGUCAAAAAGAUCAACUUCACCGGCAGUACCGUGGUCGGUCGAAUCAUUGCAAAAUGCGCCGGGGAUCAUCUCAAGCCGGUUGUCUUGGAACUUGGUGGCAAAGCUCCAGCCAUAAUCUGGGAAGACGCAGAUUUGGACCUAGCCGCAAAGGAAUGCGCAGUAGGCUCGUUCAUUAACAGUGGUCAGGUUUGCAUGUCCACGGAGAAGAUCCUGGUGCACAAGGCCAUCAGCGAUGCCUUCCAGCAGAAACUCGCCGCGGCAGUCGCGAAUGCAUUCCCUGUCGAUCAAGAAGCGCCCGUUCUCAUCAACACCGCUGCGGCCCUAAAGAACAAGGGCCUCGUGGCCAAUGCUGCUGAGCGCGGAGCGAGCGUCUUGUACGGCAAUGUCGACGCCCAGGAAAUAAGCAGCAACAGGCUGCGGCCCAUCAUUGUGAGCGGCGUCACUUCCGAGAUGGACAUUUACAAGACGGAGUCAUUCGGACCAACUGUUUCAGUCAUUGAGUUUGACUCGGAGGAAGAAGCCAUCCGUAUCGCCAACGACACGGAUUAUGGGUUGUCGUCGGCUAUCUUCACUAGGGAUCUGAGGAGAGGGCUGCGUCUUGCCGCGGAAUUGGAGACUGGUGCAGUUCACAUCAACAGCAUGAGCGUUCAUGAUGAGGGCUCAUUACCUCAUGGCGGCGUCAAAUCCAGCGGAUAUGGACGAUUCAAUGGCGCUCUGGGACUCGCUGAGUGGACAAGGACCAAGAACGUCACCUUUGACAAAUAG